Messenger RNA from Erigeron canadensis, 2059 nucleotides. RefSeq names its product BTB/POZ domain-containing protein At1g03010-like. Gene Ontology annotation, molecular function: protein binding. The transcript has 3 exons. The coding region runs from base 79 to 1896 and encodes 605 amino acids. The record is from RefSeq and is a predicted model, not a curated record. Lineage: Eukaryota; Viridiplantae; Streptophyta; Magnoliopsida; Asterales; Asteraceae.
UUAAAAUGCUGGUUACAACACCUUGUUUCGUCGUGUGACUUUUGAUAUCAAAAGAUAAUAUAGAGAUCUAGAAGAGUGAUGGAUCUGUUUUGUCACAGGCCGAUAUCUGAUGUUUCUAGCGAUCUCACAAUCGACGUAGGAGGAACAAGCUUUGCACUUCAUAAGUUUCCUCUUGUUUCUAAAAGUGGAAGAAUCAGAAAAAUGUUAAUGGAAGCUAAAGACUCGAAAAACAUACGUCUAAACCUUCAUAAUGUACCUGGUGGAUCAGAAUCAUUCGAGCUUGCAGCAAAAUUUUGUUAUGGCAUAAACAUUGAAAUCAAUCUAGUAAAUGUCGCUAAGCUGCGUUGCACCUCUCAUUUUCUAGAAAUGACAGAAGAAUACGCAGACAAGAAUCUAGAGACCCGUACAGAAACAUUCUUGAAAGAAACUGUUUUUCCUAGUAUAACAAAUUCAAUUUCAGUUUUACAUCACUGUGAAACUUUGUUACCGGUCUCAGAAGAGAUACAUUUGGUCACUAAACUUAUAACUGCUAUAGCAAAUAAUGCUAGUAAAGAGCAGUUAACUUGUGGGUUGUCAAAAUUAGAAAGUAAUUAUCCUUCCAAACCGAUUUUGUUAUCUGAAUCCGAAAACUGGUGGGGGAAAUCUUUGACGGUCUUAAAUCUUGAAUUUUUUCAAAGAGUGUUGACAGGAGUGAAGACAAAAGGUCUAAAACAGGACAUGAUUGCGAAAAUUUUAAUGAAUUAUGCGCAUAAUUCUCUUCAAGGUUUGUUUUUGAGAGAUCCUCAGCUUGUAAAAGGGAGUUUUUCGGAUUUGGAAUCUCAGAAGAAACACAGAGUGAUUGUGGAAGUGAUAGUUGGGUUGUUACCUACGCAAUCACGAAAAAGUACUGUCCCAAUGGCGUUUUUAUCGAGCUUGUUGAAGUCUUCGAUAAUGGCAUCUACUUCUACUGCUUGUAGAUGUGAUUUGGAGAGACGAAUUGGGCUACAACUUGAUCAAGCUAUACUUGAAGACAUAUUAAUACCGGCGAAUUCUCAUGGUAACAACCAUGGUCAACUUUAUGAUACUGACUCAAUAUUUAGGAUAUUUUCGAUUUUCUUAAACUUGGAUGAAGAUGAUGAUGAUGAUAAUAAUCAAAUGAGGGAUGAAAGUGAAAUGGUGUAUGACUUUGACACGCCUUCGUCCCCAAAACAGAGCUCGAUUGUCAAAGUUUCGAAGCUACUUGAUUGUUUUCUUGCUGAAAUUGCGAUUGAUUCGAAUUUGCCUGCUUCAAAGUUCAUUGCACUUGCAGAAUUGCUCCCAGAUCAUGCUAGAUUGGUGAAUGAUGGUCUUUAUCGAGCCGUAGACAUCUUUUUGAAGGUUCACCUGAAUCUAAAGGAAUCAGAGCGUUACAGGCUGUGUAAAACAAUCGAUUGUCAAAAACUGAGUCAAGAAGCGUGUAGCCAUGCGGCUCAGAAUGAACGUCUCCCAGUACAAAUGGCGGUUCAAGUGCUCUACUUUGAGCAAAUAAGGCUUAGAAAUGCAAUGAAUGGAGGCCAUAAUCACCUUUUUUUUGGAUCAUUAAACACCCAGUUCCCACAGCGCUCUGGUAGCGGUGCAGGAAGUGGGUGUAUUUCUCCUAGGGACAACUAUGCAUCCGUUAGAAGAGAAAACCGGGAACUAAAACUAGAAGUAACCCGAAUGAGAAUGAGGCUUACAGAUCUAGAAAAAGAUCAUGUUUCAAUGAAACAAGAACUCGUGAAGUCUCAUCCUGCAAACAAGUUGUUUAAAUCACUGACGAAGAAAUUGGGGAAACUAAAUUCUUUGUUCAGGUUUAAAGAUGCCAGGGGCGUUGGAAGUAGACCGGGUUCUGAAAGUCGGUUCUUGUUUCAGAAACGAAGGCGUAACUCCAUUGCGUGAUUGUUUUCUCGACAACACUUUUAAUUUUCACUUGUGUGAUUGUGAAUACCAAAGAGUGUGUAUAGUAGUACCAGUGAUUUUUGUUUGAUGUGAGGUUUUUUUUUGGUGUUAAAAGUAUUACAUACUUGUUUAGAAUCACUUAAAAGUUCGAAUUCAAAGUUCA